UGAGCUGCAAAAGAAACAAGAUAGGGCAUCGGCAAACGUUUAAUGACGAUGAUGUAGCUAUGUAUGCUUGGUAUUUACUUCCGAAAAUUUGCUCGUGCGUUGGCGUAGAUGCUGCUGCGGAAUAUCUAUAGAGCAGCUAUCACCGAUACAAGAACAGAAACGAUAGAUAAGAUCAUACCAGUACAACGUGGCAAAUGAAAUGUUAAUGUCUGGAGAAAAAUGGCCCAAGCUAAAAAAAGUAAACGUAACAGCAGCAGAAAAUCGCUGUAUUUGUGGGAGUUUUUGUACGGACUGUUAGAAGAUGAGGAGUGUAAACAUGUGAUAGAAUGGACGAAUAAGGAAGAAAGAUUAUACUCAAUCAACGAUGCGGAAGAACUUGCCAAGCUGUGGGGAACUGUAAAGAAUCGACCAAAAAUGGACCAAUUCAAGUUAUUUCGAGACAUGAGAACCUAUUAUGAUAGAGGAUUGCUCAAAAAGAUAAAGGGCUACCAUCGCGUCUAUAAGUUUCUUUCUAUACCAUACGAGAUGGACGGGUGUGGACAAAAAGCUGAAUUACCAAACGAGAACACCGAUAAAGACAUGAUUUCAACGAAUACAAACGAUCUUUUUGACCAUCUGAAAAGUUCGGAGGUUGACGUAAAGAAACGUCAAUCAUCGGAAGACCAAUCCCGUUCAUGGAAGUGCUUUCGCCCUCGAGUACAAAGCUCCUCGUCGUUUUCUAGUGAAAGUAGUUCCUCUAGUAUGGACGAUCAAAGAAAUGAUUCUUAUUCAAUAUCCCUGAUGAAUGAUGAUGACGACAUUACAGUGAAUUCUUUAUUGGACUCAGUUGACUACUCAAAAUCCGUCAUGACCAAUCAUAACAGACAAAACCUCAUACCUCCAACAGACAUCGACGACAUUACAGUGAACUCUUUAUUAGACUCAGCUGAUUCCCGAAAAUACGUUACCGAAAAUUUCCAAGCGUUAACUGAUUCGUCUUAAAAAUGAGAACUGCCCAAGGAGAUUUUGCGAGACAAAAACUUGAUCACUGGUCCUACGACACAAGAACGCAUUUUAUUUUAAAUAUGGUUAGCACCUGUGUGAUCACGUAUCAUAUAUUUUUUAACCGGACUCGGUCGAAUGAGCUUCCACUUUGAUCUGGUGAAAAACAUUUUCAUUUAUGGCAACACUGAAAUAUUAUGGAUUUGGAUUUAUUCAUUUUAUCGAAUUGAGGAAUUUAUAACAGCAAUACGUAAAUCUCGUUGCGAUACCAAGGCUACGGUUUUUAUUGUCGACGCACACGUCAUACAUAUGUACGACAGUAGGAAUUAUUUGUUGGUACUUGAAGUGGCAUAAAAAGCUACGAAAAUCAUUACUGACACAUGACUUUAACAAAUUAAAGUACGAGAUCAUUUAGGGACAUUCACUCGGUGGUUUAAUAAAAAACUAGUUCAAGCUUAAA
Molecule: messenger RNA, 1441 nt
Organism: Xenia sp. Carnegie-2017
Lineage: Eukaryota; Metazoa; Cnidaria; Anthozoa; Malacalcyonacea; Xeniidae
Product: ETS-related transcription factor Elf-4-like
Exons: 3
Coding region: 220-981 (253 amino acids)
Biological process (GO): cell differentiation; regulation of transcription by RNA polymerase II
Cellular component (GO): nucleus
Molecular function (GO): sequence-specific DNA binding; DNA-binding transcription factor activity, RNA polymerase II-specific
Source: RefSeq, a predicted model, not a curated record